Molecule: messenger RNA, 1629 nt
Organism: Mesorhabditis spiculigera
Lineage: Eukaryota; Metazoa; Nematoda; Chromadorea; Rhabditida; Rhabditidae
Source: the annotation of a GenBank genome assembly
AUGACCGUCAACCGCAGCGAGUACAGCGCCAAGGCCGGCGAACGCUACGAUGUCGUCAAGCCGAAGGAGUCGGACUUGUUGAGGGGAGACGGCCACUUCGAAGGCCAGACCCAGAAUCAGAAGGACUUCCAAGCAGGACGAGGCGAUCGCUAUGAUACAGUACGACCCGGUGCAUCAGACAUCUGGAACAAGGAAGGCGGCGUCGAGCAGAUGACCGUCAACCGCAGCGAGUACAGCGCCAAGGCCGGCGAACGCUACGAUGUCGUCAAGCCGAAGGAGUCGGACUUGUUGAGGGGAGACGGCCACUUCGAAGGCCAGACCCAGAAUCAGAAGGACUUCCAAGCAGGACGAGGCGAUCGCUAUGAUGCUGUGAAGCCUGGAGCAUCAGACAUCUGGAACAAGGAAGGCGGCGUCGAGCAGAUGACCGUCAACCGCAGCGAGUACAGCGCCAAGGCCGGCGAACGCUACGAUGUCGUCAAGCCGAAGGAGUCGGGCUUGUUGAGGGGAGACGGCCACUUCGAAGGCCAGACCCAGAAUCAGAAGGACUUCCAAGCAGGACGAGGCGAUCGCUAUGAUGCUGUGAAGCCUGGAGCAUCAGACAUCUGGAACAAGGAAGGCGGCGUCGAGCAGAUGACCGUCAACCGCAGCGAGUACAGCGCCAAGGCCGGCGAACGCUACGAUGUCGUCAAGCCGAAGGAGUCGGACUUGUUGAGGGGAGACGGCCACUUCGAAGGCCAGACCCAGAAUCAGAAGGACUUCCAAGCAGGACGAGGCGAUCGCUAUGAUGCUGUGAAGCCUGGAGCAUCAGACAUCUGGAACAAGGAAGGUGGCGUCGAGCAGAUGACCGUCAACCGCAGCGAGUACAGCGCCAAGGCCGGCGAACGCUACGAUGUCGUCAAGCCGAAAGAAUCCGACCUGCUUCGAGGUGAUGGUCACUUCGAGGGCCAGACCCAGAAUCAGAAGGACUUCCAAGCAGGACGAGGCGAUCGCUAUGAUACAGUACGACCCGGCGCAUCAGACAUCUGGAACAAGGAAGGCGGCGUCGAGCAGAUGACCGUCAACCGCAGCGAGUACAGCGCCAAGGCCGGCGAACGCUACGAUGUCGUCAAGCCGAAGGAGUCGGACUUGUUGAGGGGAGACGGCCACUUCGAAGGCCAGACGCAAAAUCAGAAGGACUUCCAAGCAGGACGAGGCGAUCGUUACGAUGCUGUGAAGCCUGGAGCAUCAGACAUCUGGAACAAGGAAGGCGGCGUCGAGCAGAUGACCGUCAACCGCAGCGAGUACAGCGCCAAGGCUGGCGAACGCUACGAUGUCGUCAAGCCGAAGGAGUCGGACUUGUUGAGGGGAGACGGCCACUUCGAAGGCCAGACCCAGAAUCAGAAGGACUUCCAAGCAGGACGAGGCGAUCGCUAUGAUGCUGUGAAGCCUGGAGCAUCAGACAUCUGGAACAAGGAAGGUGGCGUCGAGCAGAUGACCGUCAACCGCAGCGAGUACAGCGCCAAGGCCGGCGAACGCUACGAUGUCGUCAAGCCGAAGGAGUCGGACUUGUUGAGGGAGACGGCCACUUCGGAGGCCAGACCCAAAAUCAGAAGGACUUCCAAGCAGGACGAGGCGAUCGCUAUGAUGCUG